AUGGGGUUCAGCUCGGCUUCUGCGGCUGAGAUGGGCCUUAGCAAGACAGAGUAUGAAGAUGCCGUCAAUCUGGAAAAGUUGUACUUCCUGGCUAACAAUCAUGAUCGUUGCGCCUCCUGCAGUCGAGGGGGCGUGUGUGCAGUGGACAUGCAACGCUACGAGUUCCUAUGCGGUGGCUGCAGCUCGGGGAAGGCAGGGGCAAAGCGUAUUGGCUCAGACAGGUUCUCUACCUUCGAGGUGCAAAAACUCCUUAACAAGUUCGGUGGCAACAGCAGCAGUAGCACGCGAGAUAGUGGCGGGGGGACGUCAAGCCAUCUGUACCGGCGUUCCUCUUCCUCGGCUAAGGCGUUCGACAGGAGGAGACGCCACGGGCGGGGUCACUCGAGGAGGAGAGACAGCCCUUCUCCCUCCAGUGAAUCCCCUGUCUCUAGUGAUGAUUCGCCUCCCUCUGUGUCUUGGGCGGCCUCAAAGUCUCGCGGAUCUCGGGCAGAGAAAAGCAGCAGCAGACGCAGAGCAGGAGGCGCGCAGGAAGACUUUUCAUCGGCUACCUGGCCGCAAGUGGCUCCCAAUCCAUGGACUGGUGCAACUGAUGCAGCAGCUCUCCCAGGCAUGGGGGGACUUGCAGGCAUGGGGCUUACUGCAGCUGCUGCUUCGGGGCAGUCGCAGCCGACGAACAUGUGGAUGCCGACGUCAACGCCACAAGGCCUUAUUCCCCCCGGCAUGCAGCACAUCCAGAUGCCACCGCAGCAAGGGGGUGGUGCGCCUAUGGGCUCCUACGGCGGGGAACUGUCUCAGCAGCAGUGGAGGAAUGCGGGGACUGGUCUCCAGUUGCAGCAGGUCAUGCCUCAGCAAAGCAUGCUUCAGCAGCACCAGAUGCAAGCCUCCAACCAGUUGUUCGGCAUGCAGCCUCCGCAGCAGGCACUUGGAAUGGGAAGCGGCGCAGUGCUAGGCCGCCCUCCACAGAUGAUGCUUCAACAGCAGACCCAGCCAAACUCCAUGCUGCAGCCCAUUCGACCACCGCAACAGCAACGGAACCCCUUCGCCAGCAUGCGGGGUCCCCAGCAAGCCGCAGUGGCAAGACCAUCCAAUCCUUUCGCCUCGAUGCAAGGGCCUCUUUACGGGAGCAGUCCCUUCCAGCAGCAGCCUCAGCACCAGCAGCUACAGCAGCCACAACAACAGCCACAGUUGCAGCAGCCACAACAACAACCACAGUUGCAACAGCCGCAGCUGCAGCAGCAGCAAAACUUUGGAGGCAUGCAACAGGUGUACAGAACACCGGGAACGCAGCAAGCCCAUUCUACGGGAGCCCCUCUGGGGCCCUCCUUUGCUGCAACAAAUCCUUUUGCGUCAACGACUCAAAGCGGCGGCUGGGCAGGAGCUGGUGGGGCUCCUCCUUUCACAGCGAAUGCGUUUAACUCGUCAAUCUGGUAA
Cyclospora cayetanensis is the source of this 1431-nucleotide messenger RNA. RefSeq names its product RNA polymerase II degradation factor 1. Lineage: Eukaryota; Apicomplexa; Conoidasida; Eucoccidiorida; Eimeriidae. The transcript has 5 exons. The record is from RefSeq and is a predicted model, not a curated record. Bases 1 to 1431 code for a protein of 476 amino acids.